CGCAUCAUCGCAAACACAAGGACACUGCAGCUCGGUCACUGGCAAGUACACACUGUACACUUGCCUAGCUUAGCUAGCUUGCUAACUCAAACUGUACUCAAGUUUCUUCGGUCCCGACCAAUCACUAUAUAUCUCCGACGAUGACGGUGGCCGGCGGCCGGAGGUACGCGCUGCUGCUGGCGCUCCACGACUCGGACUACUCCAAAAAUGCCUACGGCGGGUACCUCAACGUCUUCCUCGACGCCCUCCGCUCCGACGCCGACAACGGCAACGAGACAUGGGACUGCUUCCGCGUGAUCGACGGCGAGUUCCCUGCAACAGAGGACCUUCACCUCUACGACGGCUUCGUGGUGAGCGGCAGCCCGCACGACGCGCACGGCGAGGCUUCCCCUUCCUGGGUGCGCCGCCUCUGCGCGCUCCUCCGCGCCGCCCACGGCAUGGGCAAGCGCGUCCUCGGCGUCUGCUUCGGGCACCAGGUGCUCUGCCGCGCGCUGGGCGGGGCCGUCGGGAGAGCCAAAGGCGGGUGGGACGUCGGGGUCAGGAAGAUAACCUUCGUGGAGGACGAAGAUAACGGUGAUCUUGAGUUCUUGCAGGAGCUGGGCCUGGGCCGGAUCAGUAGUGCCACUGCCACUGCCGCCUCGCGGGCCUCCAUUAUCGAGGUUCACCAGGAUGAGGUGUGGGAGCUGCCGCCGGGGGGGAAGGUGCUGGCGUAUUCGGAGAAGACGAGGGUGGAGAUGUUUGCCGUGGGUGGCAACGUGCUGGGCAUCCAGGGCCACCCGGAGUACGGCACCGACAUCCUGCUCAAUCUCGUGGGCCGCCUCGCGGGCCAGAAUGCCAUCGAUGGGCCUACGGCGGAGGAAGCGCGGAGCACGGCGGAGAGCGGCGGGCCGGACCGCGAGUUCUGGACUGGGCUCUGCAAGGCCUUCCUCCGCGGCGGCGGCGGCCGAGGCGCCUCCGACGAUGACCGGACGAUGGCGGUGGCGGAGAUGAGCUGCAGCCACCACGUCUUCGUCGCUCCCAGCUUCCCUGCCGGAACCGCAGUUGGCUUGUAGCCUCGUAGAACCUUGCACGUACGGCGGUUCACGGCUGUCGCGUUGCAUGCGAGGCGAGCGGCCCAAGAUAUCGAUCGAAAUGUGCCAGCCGCAGCGUGUACGGCCGGUGAAAAGCUGUGCGUGCAUAUCAGCGCGCGAGACAGCAAUAUAUACCGAUUACUAACGAUUGCAGGAGUGGCUGAAUAGAGGAUUUCGGGACACUUUUUAUUUUAUGGAUAGGACGGAGUAGUUUGCUAUAAAAAUACACAUGAAAAUAAAAAUAAAUUGGUUGGCUAGAUAGAAACACGUGGAACAAAUGGGAUUAUAUACAGCCUAAAUUAAAUUCUAGCUAAGCAACGUGACCUCGAACCGCAAUGCCAAAAAGAGAAAGAAAGUUAUACAUGUGUCCUCGUUCCUUGUCAGAAAAGACUGAACCCAUAUAUGGUACGUAUGAUCGAUACAGAUAUUUUUA
Molecule: messenger RNA, 1503 nt
Organism: Brachypodium distachyon (stiff brome)
Lineage: Eukaryota; Viridiplantae; Streptophyta; Magnoliopsida; Poales; Poaceae
Product: gamma-glutamyl peptidase 5
Exons: 1
Coding region: 141-1052 (303 amino acids)
Cellular component (GO): cytosol
Source: RefSeq, a predicted model, not a curated record